UUGAAUUAUCUGGUGUUGGAAUUGAGCAUCAUACAUGGCUUACAUCCCUCCACACAAGCGACAUUCGAAGGAUUCGGAUAGGUCGACUCCGACUCUAGAGUCGCUUGCUCCCAGAUUUAAUAGGAAUGUACAGUUAAGGGCUUCAAAGUCUAAUGCUGAUAGGAGUGGAGAGUUUGUAUAUUCGAACUAUGCAAUCUCCAGAUGGUUUGCUGUUGGUUUGGAUGAUGAAAACCAUGACACUCUUGCUGCUCAUCUGAAACCAGUUUCAGUUGAAUUUAUCGAGAGAAGAACGGGCGAGAAACCUCUAAUCUUGGUGAAAAAUAAUUCAGAUAAAGAUGAAUCAAAAGGGAUCCCGUGGUUGUCUAUUGCAAAAAAUGUGCUGACUGUUAUCUUCCUUUGA
Molecule: messenger RNA, 400 nt
Organism: Hibiscus syriacus
Lineage: Eukaryota; Viridiplantae; Streptophyta; Magnoliopsida; Malvales; Malvaceae
Exons: 3
Coding region: 35-400 (121 amino acids)
Source: RefSeq, a predicted model, not a curated record